ACAUGCUUUCAGUUUAAGAAUUUCCUAAAUUAAUAAUGUUAUCAGUAUCUAUCAAUUAGUGCUAAAAAAAAAAAUGAUCGAAGUUUUGGUCGAACUAUUAAUGACAUUCUUAAUAGUUCACGCGAUCGCCAGAGCCCUUAUACAUGGAACUAAACAAGGAAAACGGAACGAACUUUCCGUUAUUUUCCCUGCAAGAAAGGAAAAAGUAUGUCCAGAGAUUAAGGCGAUAAAACGAAAUAAAAAUAUGGCGCUAGACGAAGGGGGUUACCUAUAUAGGUGUAUCGGAAAACCAGCAGACGUAGAUACAGUGGAGCAUCCAUCAGGUUUUGCAGAAAUGUUGGUACGAAAAAGGAAACGUCAACAAAGGGUCUUCAGAUGAUUCUUCAAUAAAUAAGAAUGAACGCAGUGAAUAUUUUAAAUAAAAAUUAAUUUACAAGGUUCUAGCAACGCGAUGUGUCCCAUUUUUUUGUGCAUUAUUUAUGUACACAUGUAUAUUUGCUUUGAAAAGUCAUCGUGUGACACAACAGUAUCGGAAUUGGUAACUUUACACUGCCAUGAAUUAAA
Messenger RNA from Agrilus planipennis (emerald ash borer), 564 nucleotides. RefSeq lists its product as uncharacterized. The record is from RefSeq and is a predicted model, not a curated record. The transcript has 2 exons. The coding region runs from base 74 to 379 and encodes 101 amino acids. NCBI's taxonomy places the organism in Eukaryota, Metazoa, Arthropoda, Insecta, Coleoptera, Buprestidae.